GUGGUGGCAGCUUCUUGAUUCAGCAGCUUCCUGACUACAGCUAGAGCCAGAGCAAGGGUGGGCAGAGUCUGCAUGUGGCUUCAGGGCAGGGGUCAGAGAUGAAACACUCACCCCACAGCCAGGCUGGCCUGCGGACAAGAUCGGGCCAACUGUGAGUUUGUGGACAUUUAACUGAAACCCAUUUGACUGAACCCAAAUGAGAAGAAACCUUCAAGAACCAACUGCUAUUCAUAGAAUCUGCAGUCAUCUGUAUGUGUAAUAUGGAAUGUUCUCAACCUAGAGAUAGCUGAAUGGGUGACUCCAUUGACAAGGAGUGAUUACCUGUUAGAGGCCUUGAGUCAAGACAAGAAUUUUUGUACCUUCCUGGUGGUUCAGAAACAAGUUUCUGUAGAGCCAGAAGCAAAGAAAGAAAGACAGUUUGACUUUCUUCAUUGAAUUAUCUGUAUAAGAUACUUGACUUCCAGGAGCAAAAACACAGAGAAGUAAUAAAAUUAUUUUUUUGGCAUCUUUGGACAUUCAGCAUCUCAAGGAGCGUGCUUUGUGAAGCUUCCUGAGCUAAGAUUCAAGAACUUCAUUGGUGCUCAUUUAUACUGUGGACUAUAAGCAUGAGUGAAUUCUGGUUAUGUUUCAACUGCUGUAUUGCAGAACAGCCUCAGCCUAAAAGGCGCCGGCGGAUUGACCGAAGUAUGAUUGGAGAGCCAACAAAUUUUGUGCACACAGCUCAUGUAGGAUCAGGAGACCUGUUCAGUGGAAUGAAUUCCGUUAGCUCCAUCCAGAACCAGAUGCAGUCCAAGGGGGGCUAUGGGGGUGGCAUGGCCGCCAGUGCACAGAUGCAGCUUGUGGACACGAAGGCUGGAUAGCCCCGCGUCCCUUCUCCAGUCAUUGUGAAUUUCUGUGUUUUCUCUUUUCACUCUUCUUUAAUUUUGUUGUUGUUGUGAUUCCUUUUCAAAUACAAAAAGAAGUGUGAUGGCAUCUUGUUCACCCUGUUGUGAUUUCUCCAGUGAGAUGUUCUUGUUCUGCUCUGAAGAAGCUGUUGUCAGAUGAACCCUGCAUUUCCUUCAGCUGGCAUGCAUGCCUUUGGACUCACAGACUUUGGAUUGUGGCUUAAUUUUUACCAAUAUGGAUCUGAUCUUAGCAUGAUCUUUUUUGUGAAUGCUAGCACUGUUUUGCUUUUUUUUUUUUUUUUUUUUUUUUUUUGCCAUUUGAAACAUUUCUCUUCCAUCUCCAACCCUCUCUGCCUUAUGAGUUUGUUGGUAAGGUAGGACCUGCUAUUAUUUGUUAAUUUGUCACCAUUUAUGUAUAUUUUGGAAGGUAUGACAUCCACAAGCACAAUGAUCAUUUUUAUUCAUUUGAAACUUGAGCAGAAUAGAUAUCUGCAUGCUUUAUGAAGUUGCUUCAUAUGGGAGCCCAUGGGAUGCCAGAAAGGAGUAUUUCUUUGCUGCUGUGGGCUGAGGGUAACUGCUGCUAUUAGAGAAAGGUUAGCUGUGGCACCAAGUCUCGUCAGUUUCACACAAAGAGGCCUAACUGUAGCUUCUUUUAAAGUUAAAAUCUGGCAUUCAUAAGGCAUUCAUUUGGUUGUAAAUGUUCAAUAUAUUUAUUUUGAGAGCAAGGACCUGGGAUUGUAAACAGGUAGGGUUGUGUAUCAGCGUGUUGGGGUGAUGCCCUCAUCCAGUCUCAUUGUGUACUCAUUCUGUUUUUACUUGUUUUUAUUUUAGUUUUAUGGGAUCCAGUUGUUUCCACUAACAGUUUGUUCAAGUCCUGGCCGGUACUCCUAACUUCACACUCUAGAGUCCUUGGCCUUUCCAUAUUCAGACUUCUUUCAGGGUAGUGGAAGUUACCAAGAGCAAUUUAGUGACUUGACUGAAUCGUUGCUCGUGAAAACAGUCUGGCUGGUGAUUCUUUAGGACAUUGGUGAGAAACCUUUGCUCAGGCUCCAAAAUGUUUGUUCUUCACAAAUUAUGUAUAUUUCAGAUAAUUCUGUAAGUACUUUUCCUUCCCUAUGAGGGUGUAGUGUUAAGACAGUUAGUGGUUUUGUAGUCUUAUUAAAAUGUUUAAAUCCAAUGUCUAAUUCAGUUCUGACUACACUUUGUAGGGUUAGCAUUUUAUGCAGCAGGUGGGGCUUAAUUGAAAAUGUAGAGAGCCAAGAAAUUAGGUAACUGGAUAAACAAUGGGUUUAUAUAGGCAAAACAGGCAAGCAUUUCUCCACCAGUGCUUUUGAAUUUAAGUUACCCAGUGCAGUGGGGGUGCUAGGUAACUCGGUGCUUGUGUUUCUGCACUUUUGAGUCUUUUUAGGUGUCAACCCCACACGGAGAGAGAAUCUGUGAAGAAAAACAUCUAUGCUUAGUAGUAAAAAUAGGCAGUUAGUUUAAUUUACUCUGUGGAUACUGCAUUCUGGAAUUUGCUGACCUUGGCCUUGUCAGUACUGAUGCUCUUUAGUCUAUUUUGACUUUUAAAAUUCGUAUAACUUUUAUACUUGUCUUAUAACUCCUGGAAUCACAGUACAGGGAGCCAGGCUCCUUUUUGCUGAAUUCAUGAUUUGAUGUUACUCUUUUUCUAAUUAACAUCUUCUGUGUGGACCAAAUACUCCAGGAGCAUUACUGUGCUCCUCGGCGUGUAACUGACCUGCAGUAGCCACACUGUGUGCAAGAACAUAUGCCAAGGAAGGUGCCAAUAAAUUCAAGGAGACAAGUACAGUUUUAACAUACUAACCUUGGACACAGAUUUUCUAGGGAGGGUUAAAGAUAAGAGUGUGAAGGGUGCAGCUUCCCCACAUCCUAAGUGGAAUUGUAAAUUUUGGGCAACAUGUCUCAUUUUAAAAUUGAGUCUAAAUAAACAGGAUUGACUGUUAGUGGUUUGCUGAAACAAGGGUUAACUGAUGCCAUGGAUUCUAAGAGUGAUCUGCGUUCUAUACAAGAGCUGCUUUCCCCUGGUGGAGGCAUGAAGUGGUGCCAGUAAGCACAGACCGGGAACGUUAACUGUGGUGAUGGGGUUUGGCAUUUCCAGUGCAGCAUUAUCGCCUUUCAAGUGGGCCUUUGGAGAUACUUUAUAUAUUAGCUUUUACUUUUGUUAUUAAAUUAUAGCAGUUUCAUUAUAGAGAGCAAGUUUGCCUUGAUUUUGUUUAAAAUGACUUCUGCUCAGCUCCCAGAAGAUAAAAUUGACAUAUUUUUAUAAUAUAAGCAUACUUUUUUUGUACAUUGUGUUCAUUCAGUGUUGGCUUGUAGAUAUUAAAAAGAAAGUAUUGAUUUUGAUUCAAUAAAUGUUUUCUUUCCA
Felis catus (domestic cat) is the source of this 3270-nucleotide messenger RNA. RefSeq names its product CDC42 small effector 2 (gene CDC42SE2). Gene Ontology annotation, biological process: regulation of Rho protein signal transduction. The record is from RefSeq and is a predicted model, not a curated record. Gene Ontology annotation, molecular function: small GTPase binding. Bases 606 to 860 code for a protein of 84 amino acids. The transcript is spliced from 6 exons. Gene Ontology annotation, cellular component: plasma membrane. Lineage: Eukaryota; Metazoa; Chordata; Mammalia; Carnivora; Felidae.